AUGGCGGUCGCUGCUGCUUCUGGCGAACCACCAGGCAUCCAGCCUUGCUACGGCUGCGUCCAAGCUGCCCAGGAGGCGUUACCAACGGGCGGCUACUGCGGAUGCCAUUCGCACUACGUGCCUGGGCAGGGCUUGGUCCUCGCGUAUCGGUGCGCUUACCACGUUGAACAGCAGGAGGAUGGCGCCGAGCAAUGGCAGUGGUACGACGAUCUUUACGAGGAGCAACCCGGGGGCUUCGACGUUGGAGAGUACCAGCCGGGCCUGGAGGUCCAAAACUGGGGCGUGGGCGACUCGAACGAGAAAACCCGCAAGGAAUUCGCCAGGCGCAGGGCCAUCGCAGUGGCAAAGGAAGCGUGUGCCGAGGAAGCGAAGUGGUCCUGCCCGAGGAUGUUCACCAGCGAGCGCUCCAUACUGCCAGCGUACGUGUUGCUGAUCACGCUCAUCGCCUGCAUGUUGAUCGCCGUCGGCGUGGUCAGCAUUCUUCCGAGCAUCGAGGAAGGCGUCAGCACAGAGUCCGUCACCACGACGCCGCUCCCAACGGAGUCGAAAGCGCGUCUCGCUGAUCUGAUAAUCACGAACACGGCUGACAACAGCUCGUACGCCACGGACGUGUACUAGGCAUGGUUGGCACGAACUAAGAAAUGUAUAAUUUGGAACAAUGGCCGUCGUAUUGUUGCGACUUUACUACAUGUA
Molecule: messenger RNA, 693 nt
Organism: Rhipicephalus microplus (southern cattle tick)
Lineage: Eukaryota; Metazoa; Arthropoda; Arachnida; Ixodida; Ixodidae
Source: RefSeq, a predicted model, not a curated record